Messenger RNA from Aedes albopictus (Asian tiger mosquito), 2106 nucleotides. It is a transcript of the gene CCDC151, whose product is annotated as outer dynein arm-docking complex subunit 3. Gene Ontology annotation, biological process: outer dynein arm assembly; cilium movement. Gene Ontology annotation, cellular component: ciliary basal body; cilium; ciliary tip. The transcript has 4 exons. Lineage: Eukaryota; Metazoa; Arthropoda; Insecta; Diptera; Culicidae. The coding region runs from base 222 to 2057 and encodes 611 amino acids. The record is from RefSeq and is a predicted model, not a curated record.
GGCGCAUAGAACCACAUGCUAAAACAUAACAAAACCGUUAGAACCCACCUCCUUAUGCUCCUUCCACAAUCGCCCCACUACUCCCACACAAUCGAUUGCCAAGGGCAACAGAUCACCCGUUCGGUUCGCGGUUAGAUCGAUAUCGGGGGCAAACCAUAUUCUGGAAUUUUUCAUUUUUGGAUUGCUGUGCACCGACAUUUCCGACUAAAAUUCACCGAAAAAUGACCACUCCAAAACCGCUUCUGAGCGCCGAAAACUUAGCUCUUACCAACAAGAAAAUUGCCGAGUUGAAGAAGAAGGUGCAACUGGCAGAGGGUCAAAAGAAGGCCUACACUGAGGAAUGGGCUGAAACCCGGAAAGGCCAAAACGACAAAAUCACCGAGCUGAAGAAGGAAGUGCGCGACCUAACGAACAAGUUGUCCUACCUGCACAACCCGAACAGCGCCAAGGCGCAGAAGAACGUUCAGGAAAUCAAGCGGAGGGUUCAGCUUCCACCGGGGGCCAGAACCGUACAGGAUGCGCUGCACAUAGUGGAUCUGAAGAUAAUCGACGUGAACAAGCAGGCGGAUGCCACCGAGGCGAAGCACAAGAAGCGCGAGAUCUACUACAAGAAGCUGCUGGAUCAGUACCACAUGCUGAUGGGAUACAAGCACUCCAGUGCGGAUGGUUCGAAUCCUCCGGAGACGGUGGAAGAGGAUGCCAAUAGGAAGUUGAUCACGCACUUGGAGAACGAGAUUCAUCGGACUUCGGUUCAGUGGAUGGAGGCGGAGCACAUCAGGAAGAAGUACAGGGGGAUCAAGUUGGCGUUGAUGCGCGAUGCGGAGAAGUUCGAGAGUUCUCUGCUGGAGCUUGAGCAAGCCAUUACGGAACAGCAGGCUGAGAUAACGAAGCUGGAGGCAGUGCACAAGGAGGCCAUGCAGAUGCGAGACAGCACCAAAUCGAUACUGCAACGCCAGGAGCAGACGACGCACUACGCCAACAAGGCGCGGGAGAAACAGGCGCUGGAUUUCCGUCGGCAGGUCGAGGAACGCAAGCAGGAACUGGAACGGCUGGAGCGGAAGAUAUUCUCCUCCGGGAAGACGAUGGUACACCAGGAAAGUGUGCUGUCAGCAUCGGGGGAUCACUCGGCCGGAAAGGGCGAUGGGGAAGACUCGAGCGGACACGACAAGGAAACGGCAUCGGAGAUGGAACAGAAGUUCAAGAAACUGAUGCAGGCGACAGGUGUCAGCACAGCGAGCGAAGUCGUUGAUCGCUUCCUGGCCCAGCGGGAAGCCUCGGCCCGGUUGACGUACCUGCGCACGGUUACCGAGAACGAGAAGAAACAAUUGGAAUCACAACGGGAGCUGAUGACGGCCCAAUUGGACGCGUUCAAGUUCGCCGAUGUCAAGGACAGCGAUGUCAACCAAGAAGAGCUGGAGAAGAUCCGGAACUCGAUCGAGGAGCAGAAGGCACGCCGAGAGGAGUGCGAGAAGGCAAUCGAUUACACCCGGAAUGUGUUUAAUACGAUCAAAGACUCGUUGGUGGAGCUGUUGCUGGCCCUGCGGGAGAUCGACGACAAUUUGGAGGUGCAAUUUUUGACCAGAUCACCGACCGAGAAGCCGCUGGAUCUGGAGGACAUAUCAUCCGAGAACAUUUCCGUUGAUGAUCUGGGAAAUAUGCUGGAGGAUAAAAUCAAGCUGGGUAUGAUUGCCAGCGGUCAGCUGGCAACCGAAACCGACAGUGGCUUGUCCGAGGAAGAAACCGAGCAACAACUCCCGCCGCGACCGGCUAGUUCGGCGCUGCAAAUUCCCACGGCGAGUCCUUCGGUGGGAACGUCUUCCAUACAGGAGGACCGGGAGAAACCUCCGGCGUAUCCGCCGGUUUACGUAAAUUUGAUUGCCGGCCGAACGACGGCACAGAUAUCAUCGGCUUCGCCAGGACCGGGUGCAACGGUCGUGCUUUCGGACGAUGAAGCGGAGGUUCCGUCGCGAAGCUAUCUGAAACGUCAGGCGAACAUGAUCAUCGAGGCCAAGUCCAGAAGGAAGGGCUUCCGGAUGCCGCCGCCGAAGAGACGUUAAAAUGAUUUAUUGCAGUACAGUUUUGUACCAAAUACAUACGAUUUUAAGA